AUGCAUUGGGGGAUUGAUAAUAAUGAUGAAUCGAUAGUUUGUCCACCAAUUGAAAGUCAUCAAAAUGCUAUAGUAAAAUGGUCAAAAAAUGGUAAGCCAUUAUCAAUAAGAAAUACAUCAAAAUUAUUAUUUAACCAUAGUAUUGAAUAUGAUGAAAAAUAUUAUUUAUUGACAAUAAAACGAAUGAAAAAACAAGAUGCUGGAACUUAUGUAUGUGAAAUGUCCGAUAAUAAAUCUAGCAUACAUCAUUUGGUAUUGUAUCAAUCUAAACCCAGUGUCACAGAAAACCAUUACAAUCGUGGUGACAAUAUAGAGUUACAAUGUUAUUCAACUACCAGCCGUGACAUUAAAUGGUACAAAGAUGGUGUAUUAAUAGCAAAAGAUAAGAAUCGAGAAAAAUAUACUUAUGGUGCGGGUACUAUAUUAUUAAACAAUAUAGAUAAAAAAGAUAAUGGUAUUUAUUCAUGUCAAUAUUUGGGUAAAAUUCAUAAUACAGAAAGAUUAAUUGUUGACGAUGCUUUGUUAACAUAUAAAAAUAUUGGUGAUGAUUUUGGCAUUGAAUGUGAAUUAGAACAUGAUAUAACAGCAAAAAGUGGUAAUGUUAUUUGGAUGAAAGAUGGAAAGUUAUUACCAACAUCAUAUAAACAAACAAAAUAUAUUUAUCAUCAACAAAUCUUAGUUGUUAAAAAUAUAUCACCAAAAGAUGCUGGAUUAUAUGCAUGUAAACAUUUAAAGAAGGUACAUCCAGUAGAAAAAUUAAUCGUCGAAAAAAAUAAAUCAUAA
Didymodactylos carnosus is the source of this 783-nucleotide messenger RNA. The record is from the annotation of a GenBank genome assembly. Lineage: Eukaryota; Metazoa; Rotifera; Eurotatoria; Philodinida; Philodinidae.